AUGGAUCGAAUGGAUCGUGUUCUACCGCAGCCGCAAUCUGACAGAGGUCCACCUGCAAACAAUAUCAAUCUCGGCUCGCUGCCUAGUGCACCCUCACAAUGGACGGGCCAAGACGAGUCCAUGCGGAGCUGGCUCUCCGCGAAGUCGGAGGAAGAUCGAAGAAAGCAGGAAGAGGAAAGGACGCGACAAGAGACACUCAGAUUAGAACAACGCAAAGUAGAGCAGCAAAUACUGCAGGAGUCAUUACGAGGUGGUAUUCCACCACCCAUGGUACCGAUGGUUUUUGCUAGUAUGGGUGGAGCAAAUGUUUCGAAUUUGAGCCUUGAAUGGGCGCAACAUUACAUGACACAAAUGAGCCUUCAACAGCAACAGCAGGCUGCACAGUUGCAGCAGCAGCAGCAACAACAGCAGCAGCAGCAGCAGCAACAGCAGCAACAGGCUCAGAUAGCACCGUCACCGGACCAAAGACGGGAUACGAGGCUGAUCACAGGUCCCAACCCAAAUCCUUACGGGCAGAUGCAGCCUCCAUCACAGACCCAGUCUCUGCAGCAAGCUCAACCUAGCCAACAAAUUGCCUAUCAAAAUCCUGCCGACCGUGGACGAGGGCAGCAGCCUCUUCAAGCAGCUCCACCCUCAUCAAACAAUCGUGUAGCACCCUCGCAAGGCGUGCUGUCACGUCUCAACACAAACGAGCUGCAUAUACAACCACCAUCCUCGGGCCUGCAAAACCUUCAGAUUGCAGGCCAACACCCUCUACAGCAGACGCAGACCGCUCCGACGCAAGAUCAAUCUUCUUCGCCUACUAUCUAUUUCCAUCACUAUGUGCCACCAGAGUCAAAGACUGCGAAGGACAAAGAUCCCGGCACCCCUGCUACAAAAAAUAGCUCACCAUACUCGCAACCGCCAGCUUCUCAUCGACGAUCAGACUAUACUGGCUCACCCAAAAAACGGAAAGCGACGGGCGAACACAAAGCUCCUCCGGAACCGUCUCCCUCCUUCUCUCAACACUCCUCAUCGAAUAAUCGACAUCGACGUUCCAGGCAGCCAAGCGACGCCUCAACCAGAGGCCACGACUUCUCGCGCAAUCGCACUGACAGCAGCCGCCAAUCCUUCUCUGAAGCCGAAAGCGGCAGGAAUUCGGCGCAACCUGAAACACGGCACCGUCACCCGGCCGGGUCGGAUGCGCGUGAGAUUGAGGACUCUUCUCGAAACGGUUCUAGUGAUCGAAACAGUGAAGCACGGGAGAGUUAA
This is a messenger RNA of Bacidia gigantensis, 1251 nucleotides long. RefSeq lists its product as uncharacterized. The coding region runs from base 1 to 1251 and encodes 416 amino acids. Lineage: Eukaryota; Fungi; Ascomycota; Lecanoromycetes; Lecanorales; Ramalinaceae. The transcript has a single exon. The record is from RefSeq and is a predicted model, not a curated record.